GGCGAUAGUUCUUGAGUUUAAGUAACGACGCUUAAACAAUUACUUUUUCCCGAAGAUGGGCGCUUAUUUAGCAAAACCCGAAACCAAAAAGACAUCUUACGAUAAAAAUAAUGAUGUUGUAAAGGUUGGCGUGUCAGAAAUGCAAGGAUGGCGUGUGUCGAUGGAGGAUGCUCAUUCUUGUACGUUGGACUACGAUGAUAAUCUGUCUUUGUUCGCCGUGUUUGAUGGACAUGGAGGGGCUGAAGUUUCAACAUAUGCUGCAGAAAACCUUCCACAGUUUUUAAAGACCAUGGAUGAAUACAAAAAUGGCAAUCUUAAGGAUUGCCUUCUUAAUGGAUUUCUUCAGUUUGAUGAAAAACUUAUCUCCGACGAGGUUCUUGAUAAACUCCGUGAAAUGGCUGGUAUGAAUGAAAGCAAUCCAAAUGACAGCGAGAUCUGUGCAUUGCGCGAUGAAGCAGAAAUACCCAUUGAGGAAUUAAAGGCAAAACUACAACAGGGAGGUUACAGUGUCACAAAUAUUGAUGAUGUUGAAGAUGAUGAUGAAGAGUAUAAACCUGAAAUUGAUGAAAAUGCAGAAUGUUCAAGUGUUGGUAAAGAUGAAGAAAAAGGCAAAGAAAUUGAGAAGAAAGCUGCAAAAAAAUCAGUGAAAGUUUCACAGGAGAAAAUUGAAAAGGAAUCAACAGUAAAUGGCGAGAGUAAAGAUGAUGUUGAAAAUGGUGCUGAUGAUCAGGAUGAAGAAGAGGAGGAGGAUGAUGAUGAUGAGGAAAAUAGCGAUGAAAAUGAGAAUGAUGACGAUGAAGAUGAAGAGGAGAACCAGUGUCAUGAUGGUGACGAGGUUGGUUAUGACAGCGGUACGACUGCCAUUGUUGCUUUACUGAACAAGAACAAACUUAUCGUGGCGAAUGUAGGGGACUCCAGGUGUGUUCUGUGUCGUAAUGGGAUUGCUAUUGAUAUGUCUGUGGACCACAAACCCGACGAUGAGAAGGAAUUGAAGAGGAUACAAAAUGCCGGCGGGAAAGUUACGGCUGAAGGAAGAGUAAACGGUGGUUUGAAUCUUUCUAGAGCUUUUGGUGAUCAUAGGUAUAAAGGUAAAGCUGAUCUUGGUCCAGAUGAACAACAGAUUACGGCAUUUCCUGAUGUCAAAGAAACGGAAAUUAGCGACGCAGACAAGUUUAUGGUUUUGGCUUGUGACGGAAUUUGGAAUGUCUUAACCAGUCAGGAGGUUGUGGAUUUUGUUUCUGAAAGACUGGAGGCUCAAAGUGACUCGGAAAACGUAUCAUUAUCGGCAAUUUGUGAAGAGUUGCUGGACAGUUGUUUGGCAAGCGAUACUUCAGGAGAUGGGACCGGUUGUGAUAACAUGACUGCGAUUAUCGUGCUGCUGUCUGACGCUAAGAACUUUAUUCACAAGGGGAAACGAAAAGCCGAGCAUGCGUCGGAGACUUCCGAAGUAAAGAAAUUGAAAAGCGAGUAGUGCGCGGUAAGCCAUAUCAGUAAACGUUAGGUGUUCUAUUUUUUUAAUAACAGUUUGAGCGAUGCGAAGUCCUUAAGAUCGCGUUAUUUUCACGGCAACGUCAAGUGUUGUUUCGUACUUUUGCUAUUUUACAUCGCUCAAAAGGUUCUCCGUGAAGAGAAAAGUGGGAAUUGAGUUUUGUGAAAGGUACGUCAAUUCGUAUCUUUUGACCCAGUGCCAUAUUAUGAGCUUGCCACAACUGAACAUUCGGAAUGUAUUCGACCACGCAUGCGUGUUAUCAAAAGCGCCGCUAAUUUUAAAAAUGUCGGUUGUCUUACUCAAGUUUUUUUGAGUGGGAGGCAAAAAAAAUUUGAAGGAUGGAAGUCAGUAACAAUGAACAAUAACUACGUAAUCAUUUUUCCUACCAUCUUUGAUUUGAUUUGUGGGACAACAUUCGAUAAUGAUUGACAGACUUUGAUUGUCUAUAAUUAUCUAUGAUUAUCUAUGAUUAUCGAUUAGUCUUCAAUCUUGUCAUCACUGAUGCGCUCAUAACACUGGAAUCAUUACUCCAGUUAGCACAUGAAUAGAUGCAAUGAUCAGGUUUGGUUAUUGAAUUAUGUGUGCAGUCGAUUAAUAUGGGAACUCAGACAACACUAUACAAAAUCUCGAAUCGAGAUCUCAAAUAUUACACUUCAAGUAAUAGCGCAUCUUGCCUUUCAGACAUCACUGUACAAAAUAUGUUAAAUACAAAGCUUUUCACAAUUGGUAAAUCUGUGCAUAUCUUAAACAUGUUAAAAAUGUACUAA
Molecule: messenger RNA, 2256 nt
Organism: Xenia sp. Carnegie-2017
Lineage: Eukaryota; Metazoa; Cnidaria; Anthozoa; Malacalcyonacea; Xeniidae
Product: probable protein phosphatase 2C 6
Exons: 12
Coding region: 56-1471 (471 amino acids)
Biological process (GO): protein dephosphorylation
Molecular function (GO): protein serine/threonine phosphatase activity; cation binding
Source: RefSeq, a predicted model, not a curated record